AUGGCAAUCCCUCCUAAGAUUUAUCAGGUCCGUAUUGGGGAUUUCGAGAUUGGUGUUGGUUCGCUUGCUCAUGUUUUUGCAGUUCCUGGUGGGCGUGUUUGCUUCUAUGGGAUCUAUUCUUUAUGGAUAUGAUCUGGGAGUUAUCGCUGAAGUGUGAGUCUCAACAAUCGAUUUCUUCUAGAGAUAAGACUGAAGCUUUUUCCAGUAUUGCAUCCGAAACUUUCGUAAGCUUUUUCAACGAACCUUCGUCGGUACAAACGUAAGCCACCUAAACUUCUGGGCGCGCUUCUGGUGCUGACAAUUCAAGUGGUAUGGUAGUAUCGUUCUUCACUGGCGGAGCUUUUUGUGGUGCUGCCUUGGCAGGUUCAGUGAGUGAAAGUGUAUAUUCGGAGUUUGUCUAUAUUUCUAAUGCAAAUAGAGUGGUGAUCGAUGGGGUCGUAGAUGGACUAUCUUGAUAGGAUGUAUUUUCUUCUUGAUCGGUGGAGCGCUUCGUAAGUCAGAAAGAUUCCCCCGAGCUUUCAGUAUACACUUGGCCAAUCUCCCUACUAUACCAAAUUCAAUACAUCCAGCGUAUACUUGUAUUUGUGGUUCUGUAUCAUAGACUGACAUAACUUAUUUAGAAACCGGUGCUCAAAAUAUCAACUACCUCUACGCUGGUCGUUGGCUAGCAGGUGUAGGUGUCGGAUUCCUCGUCAUGAUCAUCCCAUUAUACCAAGCCGAAAUCGCACACCCCUCCAUUCGAGGCACAAUCACAUCCCUUCAACAAUUCAUGCUGGGAAUCGGUGCCUUUCUGGCUGGCUGGAUCUCUUAUGGCACAUACAUCUCCAUCAAAACCAAUACUGCACAAUGGCGUAUCCCACUUGGACUUCAAAUCAUACCAGCGGUCAUCCUAGGCGCAUUGAUUUUCAUAUUCCCAGAAAGUCCUCGAGUAAGUCGUGAUAUUUUCAGAAACAAGUAUUAGUGCUAAUCAAAAGAUAGUGGCUCAUCGACAAUGGCCGCUCAGAAGAAGGCUUGAAAACCCUCGCUAGACUUCAUUCCAAUGGCAACGAGCACGAUCCUUGGGUCCGUGCGGAAUUUGAUCAGAUUCAAGAGAGCAUCAUUCACGAGCACCAAAACGAGGCAAAGUCUUAUACGGAAUUGUUCACCGAUAUGUCUUCUUUCAGACGUCUGUUUCUCUCCUGUGCUCUGGCUGCAUCGGUUCAAAUGACGGGUGUGUCGGCGAUUCAGUACUAUAGUGUUGACAUCUAUGGUCAAAUCGGUAUUCUUGGAUCGGAUGCUCUCAAGUACCAGGCUAUCAAUAAUAUCAUUGCCUUGGUUGGGGAGGCAUGCUGUGUUCUGUUUGUGGAUAAACUUGGAAGAAGGCGACCUUUGAUUGCGGGGAAUCUAUUCAACAUGGUAUGUUUAUUCCACUCUAUUCAUUGAAGACUUGCUGACUCAUGUCGUAGUUGACUUUCUUGAUCGCUUGUGUUUUGGUUGCCAAGUUUCCACCAGGAUCAACUGAUAGUAGAGCUGCAUCCUGGGGAUUCAUUGCCUGUACAUGGCUUUACAACUUCUCAUUCUCAGCUACUUGCGGUCCCUUGUCAUGGGUUAUCCCCGCUGAAAUCUUUGACACGAAAACACGUUCAAAAGGUGUAUCCAUCAACGUCAUGGUAUCCUUUGCAUUCAACACAAUGGUAAAACACUCCUGAUCCCCCUCCUCUCAUCCACCUCUUACAAUCAAAAAAUCACAAACCUAACACCCACCCACAGAUCGGACAAGUAACCCCCAUAGCAAUGACCAACAUCAAAUACCUAUACUACUUCGUCUUCAUCAUCUGCAACUUCACCAACGCCCUCUUCUUCUACCUCUUCCUCCCCGAAACCAAGGGUCUCCCACUCGAAGAAAUGAAUUAUCUAUUCACCAACGCGCCGUACCUCGUUGCGUUCACGGAUAAAUCCGCGUACCAGGCUGGGUAUGCGGAGGAGUUGGAGCGAAGGGCUUUGGAGAUACAGGAGAAGGGUGAGGUCAGGGAGGUGGAGAGAAGGGAGAAGAUGUAAGGUGGCUGUGGUUUGAUUUUGGGUUGAGGAUUGGUGGGUUGAUGUUGGGGAGUUUUUGUGAAUGAAUUGGGAGGUUUGAAUGAAAAGUUGGGGGCUUGAGGUACGUAUACGUACUUUGAUGUUGACAGAUUGGUUUGAUGCCCAGGUGGUUUUUCAUAGUAUAGUGAAUUGAAAG
This is a messenger RNA of Hymenoscyphus albidus, 2212 nucleotides long. The record is from the annotation of a GenBank genome assembly. Lineage: Eukaryota; Fungi; Ascomycota; Leotiomycetes; Helotiales; Helotiaceae.